GCCUUCUUGGAAUUGCAAACAAGAAACAUCUUUUUGCCCACCCUCCAGAUGAUAUUGUUUCUCACCGUUGAAGAAAUGAUGGAUAUGAACCGAUCUCGAUCUCGAAGGCUAAACUUCAACGCUCCCUUCUUGUCGACAAAACGCCAUGAUGCCACACAAGAGAAGGUUCCAGGAGAGUGCCCUGAAGCCUCUGUUCCGUUUUGUUGGGAAACUACUCCUGGAAUGCCCAAGAACGUGUCUCACUUGAAACAUGACCCUGAAUCCGAGACACCACGUCUCAAACUUCCUCCAGGAAGAUUGAAGAUGCACGUUGAUGGUGAAAACAACGACUAUGAUGGUGCUAGUGAAGGUCUAACACCAGCUAGAUUGUUGCGUUUGAAGAAACUCAACAAUCAUGAACAUUUCCAUCAAAGGGACCGAGACAUGGUCGAUGUCUUGUCACUCACGCAAGCUAUAGACAUGGUCGAACAGCCAAAAGAUAGCGUCACAGAAUCUGAUGAUGGAACCAGCGGAGGAGGUGACUCAAACGGCUACUUAACUAUGGAGAGCACUGAGAGAAGCGAAGACAUGUCACCGAGCUACAUAAUAGAGAGGUUUCUGCCUGAUGCAGCGGCUCUAGCAGCCGUGACAUCAGCAGCAAGCCAAAGGAGGAAGAAUAGACUCUCUUAUUUGAGUACAACGGUGAGGCAAUCUUGUUUCUCACCAAAGGCUUGUGGCUUGCAUGUGUUGCUUCCUUGGAGCACUAAGCAUAGGAUUUGUGGCGUCAAAGACACAUUUUCUCCUUCUUCCAAAGUCCACUUGCAACCCAAGUUUAUUACAAAAGAUAACUAGUUGAAGCUGUUGUUAAGACUUAUAUUGUUGUGACAGUGUGAUGGUUAAUAAGACUACAA
Molecule: messenger RNA, 890 nt
Organism: Eruca vesicaria subsp. sativa (arugula)
Lineage: Eukaryota; Viridiplantae; Streptophyta; Magnoliopsida; Brassicales; Brassicaceae
Source: the annotation of a GenBank genome assembly